AUGGCGAAAUCCAAAGCAGGUAGCGUGCCAAAUAGGCACAUCUAUUCACGAAUUUCAUAUCUCUACCAAGCAGCAACCUACCUGGAGAGCCACAAUACGAAGCAAAGCCCUGCUCACUCAUCGCCAACAGCCGACGAUGAAACUGGGCAGUUGGGAGGGCAGGAGCUCCCGCCAACCGCCCAAGCCAGCCAAACUCUGUCACGGCGUUUGCUCACGGAUCUCCGCACCACAUCACUGAAGAGUCAGAUACGUCUGUCUCGCGCCAUGAAGCACACUAUCUGCAAGUUCUGCGACAGCCUGCUCGUCGAAGGAGAGACGAGCACGUCCACGGUGGAGAACACGAGCAAGGGUGGUAAGAAGCCCUGGGCAGAUGUGUUGGUCGUCAAGUGCAACUCCUGCGAAAGGGCGAAGCGGUAUCCUGUUGGAGCUCCUCGUCAGAAACGGCGUCCAGUGCGCCCAACACGAGAGCAGGAAUCCGAUGAAAAGGCACCCACAUUGCCAAAGGACGACGUUGACGUCGUCAUGGAGGAGGGCUGA
Messenger RNA from Anthostomella pinea, 537 nucleotides. Lineage: Eukaryota; Fungi; Ascomycota; Sordariomycetes; Xylariales; Xylariaceae. The record is from the annotation of a GenBank genome assembly.